Messenger RNA from Triticum aestivum (bread wheat), 833 nucleotides. Its product is annotated as protein IRON-RELATED TRANSCRIPTION FACTOR 2-like. Bases 15 to 833 code for a protein of 272 amino acids. Gene Ontology annotation, biological process: regulation of transcription by RNA polymerase II. The record is from RefSeq and is a predicted model, not a curated record. The transcript is spliced from 2 exons. Gene Ontology annotation, molecular function: protein dimerization activity; RNA polymerase II transcription regulatory region sequence-specific DNA binding; DNA-binding transcription factor activity, RNA polymerase II-specific. Lineage: Eukaryota; Viridiplantae; Streptophyta; Magnoliopsida; Poales; Poaceae. Gene Ontology annotation, cellular component: RNA polymerase II transcription regulator complex.
CCCAACUGCCUGUGAUGGAUCACCAGCUGUACGGGGACCCGUCCGCGAACAGCUUCUCUCCGCUGGAGGCGCAGAUCUUCUCCGGCCAGCUGCCGCUGUCACCGCCGUGGCAGAAUAUCGACGUCGACGUCGACCUGGACCUCGACGUUCUCGAGGACGACAUAGUCCGCGAGCUCUCCGGGAGGCCGGCAAACGCGGCAUCGUCAGGCUCCGGCUCCGGCAGCCCCGGCUCCCACAAGAAGCUCAGUCACAACGCGUACGAGCGCGACCGCCGGAAGCAGCUCAACGAGCUCUACCUCUCUCUCCGUUCUCUCCUCCCGGACGCCGACCACACUAAGAAACUGAGCAUUCCGACGACGGUGUGUCGAGCGCUCAAGUACAUCCCCGAGCUGCAGAAACAGGUGGAGAAUCUGGAGAAGAAGAAAGAGAAACUUGCUAGUGCCAACUGCAAACCAGGGGUACUGAGCGCGAGCGGCAGCAUAGCUCCAACUGUGUCCGCUACUUGCCUCAACGACAAGGAAAUCAUGGUUCAGAUUAGCUUGCUGAGAGGUACGGAUGCUGCUACAGCUCUACCUCUUUCCAAAUGUAUCAAUGUACUGGAGAAUGAAGGACUUCAGCUCAUCAGUUCAUCAACUUCCUCCACCUUUGGGAACAAAAUGUUCUAUAACCUCCAUCUUCAGGUAAAUCUUUUUCUGUUAAUACUAAUCAUAAGGUGGAUGCAUACAACACACACCACAAUCAUAUACAAACACAUAGCAUUUACAAGUUUUUUAUCGAUGAAAGACAUUCAUUCAAUCAAAUCAUCAUGGAUUCAUGGUGAUAUAACCGUCUAG